AUGUCUUCUAGCGAAGUGGAAGAUAUUUAUGGGACUGAAUCCCCAGUAGUUAAUACAAAUGAAGACAUUCCAAAAGAUAGUGUUGAUGAACAAAAUGAACACGUAAAUGCAAUUGAAAAUAUCGUAGGAAAAGAAGAAGAAAACAGUGAACAAGAAAUUGUAAAAGAAGAGCAAGAACAACAACUAGCUCAAGAGCAACAAGAACAACAGCAAGAACAACAGCAAGAACAACAGCAAGAACAACAACAAGAACAACAACAAGAACAACAACAAGAACAGGAAAGUACAGAAGUGGAAGAACACACCCACUUACAACCUGAAGAAUCUAUUCAACUUGAAACUGAAAACCCAAUUCAAGAAGUUGAAACCGUCAAGGAAGAAGAAACUCAAGUAAAGUCUGAAUCCAUCACAAAUUCCCAGUCUGGAUCGGAAUCUGAUGCUGAAUCCGAGUCUGAAUCAAACGCUGAAUCUGAAUUACUAGAUCAAGAUCAAAACCAAGGUCAAAAUCAAGUAAAAGAAGAGUAUUCUGCUAGCACACCAAGUUAUUCAAAAGAUACAUCAACCUCAGAAUCAGAAAACACUAACAGAGAUAUUUCUACAGAACCUUCAACAAAAGAUGAAAAUAUAGAUUACAACUUGUUACAUAAGCAAGCAAAAUAUAUCAUGGAAAGUAAUAUGCUAAAUUUACAAUCUUUUAAAGACUUAUCCCAUGAAGAAAAGUUAACCGCAAUUUUAAAUCUUAUAAACUCAAAUCCAGCAAUUUCUUUACUACCUACAUCUUCGACAGUAUCUCAACCAACGUCUAAUCAAUCUUCUAAUGAAACCAUUAAUCAUCACCAACAGCAACAGCAACAACCAGUCAAAGCUGAACUUGAAAAUAAAAAUACUCGUCAAAGACCAGACUUAUCAAAACCAAUGAACUUAGAAGAACGCGAAAGAUAUGCUAUAUAUCUUCGUGGUGAAAAUAAAAUUACUGAAAUGCAUAAUAUUCCUCCAAAAUCUAGAUUAUUCAUUGGUAAUUUACCUCUGAAAAACGUCUCAAAAGAAGAUUUAUUUAGAAUAUUCUCUCCUUUCGGUCAUAUCUUACAAAUUAAUAUUAAAAACGCAUUCGGUUUCAUUCAAUAUGAUAAUUCUCAAAGUGUCUUGGCUGCCAUUGACUCUGAAUCAAAUGAAAUCAACUUUGGUAAAAAAUUAAUCUUGGAAGUUUCAAGUUCAAAUAGUAGACCUCAAUUUGAUCAUGGUGACCACGGUACCAACAGUAGUUCAACUUUCAUAUCUACUUCAAAACGUCCAUUCCAAACUGAUGACGACGACAUGGAUGUUUAUAAUGAAUAUGGCUUCAAAAAAUCGAAAAGACGUGUACCAGCUUGUGUUAUUUAUGUCAAAAGAACUGCAGACAGAACUUAUGCCAACGAUGUCUUUAAUCAAUUCAAACACGGUACUGGUUUAGAAACGGAUAUGAUCUUCUUGAAGCCACGUAUGGAAUUAAGGAGAAUGAUCAACGAUGUUGCAUAUGAAGGUGUUUGGGGUGUUGUCUUAGUUAAUAAAACAAGAAAUGUCGAUGUGCAAACUUUUUACAAAGGUCCACAAGGUGAAACUAAGUUUGAUGAAUAUAUUAGUAUAUCUAGUGACGAUGCAGUUGCAAUCUUCAACAAUUUGAAAAAUAUGAGACAUGGCGGCCAGAUGGCAGGUGGUUCUCAGUUUGGUCAUCCUGCUCCUAUGCAUGUCCCAAUGCAACAACAACCACAACCACAACCACAGCCACAACCACAGCCACAACAACAACCAUAUCCUCAACAAUCAUAUGGUAUGCCACCACAAAAUCAAGGUUAUGGAUCUUCUCAAAUGGCAUAUGGUCAACCACCUCCACCUCCUCAUCAACAAUAUGGUGUGCCACCUCAAACUCAAGGGUACGGUGUACCACCUCCACAACAACCACCAAUGCAACAACCACCAAUGCAACAACAAAGUUAUGGCCGUUAUCAAGGAUCUCCGGUUUCUGUGCAACAACAACAACCUCCUAUGCAAGCACAAAAUUCUCAAAUAUCUUCUGUAUUGGGUAGUAAUUAUGGCCAAAUGGAUCAAAAUCAAUUGUUAUCUGCUAUCCAGAACUUACCAUCAAAUGUCGUUUCUAAUCUAUUGUCCAUGGCUCAACAACAGCAACAGCAACCACAUGGUCAACAACAAAAUCAACAAAACCAGCAGUUAGUUGGCUUGAUUCAGUCAAUGCAAAAUAACCAACAAUCAGCACCACCAUCUCAAUCACAAAGCUAUCCAUCUAAUGACCAGGGUGCUAGUCAAGCAGGCUACCCUCCUCAACGUUCUCCUCAUACUAACAAUCAACCGCUAAAUCAAGCUUCCCAAGCACCACCACCUCCACAACAACAAGAAGAAACUCCAGUUGCCAAUAAUGUUCAAAGUUUAUUGAACAGUUUGGCUAAAUUACAAAAGUGA
This is a messenger RNA of Vanderwaltozyma polyspora DSM 70294, 2454 nucleotides long. RefSeq names its product Nab3p (gene NAB3). The record is from RefSeq and is a predicted model, not a curated record. The coding region runs from base 1 to 2454 and encodes 817 amino acids. Gene Ontology annotation, molecular function: RNA binding. Lineage: Eukaryota; Fungi; Ascomycota; Saccharomycetes; Saccharomycetales; Saccharomycetaceae. The transcript has a single exon.